AUGGCAAACUACGGAUAUCAAGGAGCAUACUCCACGACGACUUAUGGCAACCAGAACGCCGCUGCCGAGGGAGGGGGGUUUAUGAAUGGCUCUCAAUCAGGCAGUCAAGAUAGUCCUGGUGGCACGAAGAUCACUUUCGUCGGCCAAAUCAACAGCGUCUCCUCGCAAGCCACCAACACAACCUACAAACUCGACGACGGCACCGGCCUAAUUGAAGUUAAGCAAUGGAUUGACGCCGAUGCCAUAGCGGAUAGCACGAAUCAGCUCCCAAAAGAAGGCGAGUACCUCCGUGUCUGGGGCCGUAUCAAGGCUUUCAACAACAAGCGCCACAUCGCAGUGCACGUCCUGCGGCCCAUCACCAACUUCAACGAAAUCAGCUGCCACCUGCUCGAAGCGACCGCUGUGCAUCUAUACUUUACACGAGGCCCGCCAACAGGUGCUGAAGUCAAGGCAGAGGGAGGUGGCGACGGUGGGAUGUUCGUGGACAGCAAUGGUGGUGCGGCGGGUGGAAGCUCGAAUGCAAGUAAGGUGACAAGAAUGUCGCCUAUUGCGAGGAAGGUGUAUGAGUUGCUGAAGUCGUCGACGCAGAGUAAUGAAGGGCUGCACGUGAAUGUUAUAGCGCAGCAGUUACAUGUUCCCGCGAAUGAUGUGUACAAGGCUGGGGAUGAGUUGUUGGGAGAAGGGGUUAUCUUUACGACCGUUGAUGAUGAGACAUGGGCUGUGCUGGAGUACUAG
Messenger RNA from Lachnellula hyalina, 735 nucleotides. RefSeq names its product Replication factor A protein (gene ssb2). The transcript has 3 exons. The record is from RefSeq and is a predicted model, not a curated record. Bases 1 to 735 code for a protein of 244 amino acids. Lineage: Eukaryota; Fungi; Ascomycota; Leotiomycetes; Helotiales; Lachnaceae. Gene Ontology annotation, biological process: nucleotide-excision repair; double-strand break repair via homologous recombination; DNA replication. Gene Ontology annotation, cellular component: DNA replication factor A complex; nucleus; site of double-strand break. Gene Ontology annotation, molecular function: DNA binding.